AUGACCGACCAACAGACUGCACAAAAAAUUAUUGAUACCAUCCCUCUUCGCUACAGAGGACCUGGUGGUGCGAUUGCUGUCGUCAAAGAUGGCGAAGUGAUCGCUCAGCGUGUGUGGGGGUAUGCCGACCUUGAUAAGCGUAUCCCCUUAACAGCUGAAAUGCAAAUGCCUAUCUGUUCCAUCUCGAAGCAGUUUUUCUGUGCUUUAUUGCUCGACCUCAAGCGCAACCCUACCCCAGCCAUGCUUGCCAAGGGAGAUAUUGAAGCUCAGUUCACAGAGAAGCUCCGAGAAGUACUUCAUCCGGAUCUGACUAAAGAUAGCGGACUCACCUUGGAGAACCUGGUCGAUAUGCAGUCUGGUCUGCGUGAUUACUGGGCCAUGACUGCUCUUUGGGGAACCAAGCCAGAUGACGAGUUUCUUGUCGAGCGAGACUGCCCGCCAAUGCUGGAUCGCACAAAGUCGUUCCAUUUUAAGCCCGGCACUGAGUAUUCGUACUGCAACGUCAACUUCCAUGUUGUUGGCCGGGUUAUUGAGCGUGUUACUGGGGAGCCUUUGGAUAAGCUACUCAAAGAGCGAGUUCUGGGACCUGCUGGAAUGAAGACCGCAUACCUUGGCCCGGACAAUUCCAAGCUCCCCGCUCCAUGUGUCGGCUACGAGGGAACAGAAGCUACUGGAUUUAUCCCAGCUGUGAAUUUUAUGGAGUGGUCCGGGGAUGCUGGAAUCGUCGCCUCGCUCACCGAUAUGAUCGCCUGGGAGAAGCAUUUGGACCGUCUUUAUGCCAGCUCUGACAGUUGGUACCGCCAAAUCUCCAAGCCUAUCACAUUCGCUGAUGGCAACCCUGCGUUUUAUCACUAUGGAUUGAUCCGCAGGAUUUAUGACGGUAUUCAAACCCUGGGCCAUGCUGGUGCUCUUCCAGGUUUCCGCUCUGCUCGAAGCCAUGCUAUGGAGGAACGUCUAUCUGUCAUGGUAUUCUUUAACUAUGAACCGGAUAUGGUUGCUGCCGCUGAAGAUGUGAUGAUGGCCCUUUUGAAUAAGUCUAAGCGGGAAUACUCACCUGUUGAGCCAAACCCUGCGUGGUUCGGAAGCUACCUGGACCAGGAAACCCAAUUGUCGGUUACCGUAAGCAAGGGAUCGGCAACUGGGGAGAUUGCGGUUUCUUAUGAUAGUCAUCCCGAAACACUGAACUUGACUGACCCAAGCCACGCUGAAGCUCCUGGACUCUAUGCAAGCAUCGAUGGGGAUACGCUACGCAUGCAUCGCAUUGCGGAGAACAGAAAGCUAGAGGCUCGACGCAUCACUCCACGCGAUUCUAGUUUCCUGGAUACCUUGUUCCAAGGCGAGUACAAAUCUGAGGAGGUUCAAUCUGUCUUUCACUGUACCGGCGAAGCAGGAAUGCUGUAUGGGGCAUUUGACGGCUAUCUUGGAAAUAGCUCGGUUACUGGUAUGGUGUACUUGGGAGAUGAUGUCUGGCGAUUGACCUGUCCAAGAGGACUGGAUUCACCAGCCCCCGGAGACUGGACCAUGGUCUUCCAUCGUGAUGAGAGUGGCGCCAUCAUCGGGUUUAAAAUUGGAUGCUGGCUGGCAAGAGGGAUUGACUUUAUCAAGGUUUAG
This is a messenger RNA of Penicillium malachiteum, 1611 nucleotides long. Its product is annotated as beta-lactamase/transpeptidase-like protein. Lineage: Eukaryota; Fungi; Ascomycota; Eurotiomycetes; Eurotiales; Aspergillaceae. Gene Ontology annotation, molecular function: aminopeptidase activity. Bases 1 to 1611 code for a protein of 536 amino acids. The transcript has a single exon. The record is from RefSeq and is a predicted model, not a curated record.